This is a messenger RNA of Gasterosteus aculeatus aculeatus (three-spined stickleback), 6876 nucleotides long. RefSeq lists its product as uncharacterized. The record is from RefSeq and is a predicted model, not a curated record. Gene Ontology annotation, molecular function: dynein complex binding; microtubule binding. Lineage: Eukaryota; Metazoa; Chordata; Actinopteri; Perciformes; Gasterosteidae. Gene Ontology annotation, cellular component: nucleus; spindle pole; chromosome, centromeric region. Gene Ontology annotation, biological process: mitotic cell cycle; metaphase chromosome alignment; regulation of G2/M transition of mitotic cell cycle.
CCUGCGUGUUCACAGACACAGGUCGGCCCGCGGCGCGCGGGGAAGAAGAACCGGGAGGCCGGGUGUUGCUUUUCGGUGGAGGCUGUCGUCACGGGUCCGUGUGAACCGUCGCCCUUUGUGACUCCCUAAACCCGAAGGAGAGCGAUGAGUUGGGCUGAGGAGGACUGGACGGUGGGGCUGUCUGGACGGGUUCUGCAAAAGGUGAAGGAGCUGCAGGUCCAUCAGGAGCGACUGUCCCGGGAGAACAAGCAGAAACAGCUGCAGCUGGACAACCUCCAUACGAGCCUCAAGAAACAGACUGCGAAGUAUGAGGAGAUCCGUGGGGAGCUCCAGUAUCAGCAGAGAGACCUCCGGGAUGUUCAACGGGAGUGCAAGGCAGCAGUGACCAGCAACGAGCGCCUCGCCCAGGACCUUCAGACCAAGCAGGCCCAGGUGUGCUCUUUGGAGGGUCAGGUCGCAGCUACUCGCACCCUCAACAACAAACUAACGCUCGAAAUCAAAAGGCUGGAGGCAGAGCUAGAGAAGCUGCAGAACAGCAGCAGAUCAGCAGAUACUACGCCGUUAUCUUCACCCGGCUGGAACACAACAUUGCCCUGGGAACACAAUGUGAGUAGAAAGGAGGAGAGACCCGGAUAUAGAGAUGACGGACAGAGCCGGGGAUUUCAUAUCCGACGGCUCCCGUUCUCCGAAGAGGCCUUGAACUCGUUACCACGACCGCAACACAAGAGCACACCCCAGCGGCAUGCGUCUGGCCAAUCGGACGUCUUCUCCACUCCCUCUGCCGUGUUUCCGUGGGAACAGGACGACUCGAGGCCAGCGGCCAGGAGACUGUCGCCGAGCUCUCCCCAGACACCCUGCACGGAUAUCAUCAGUCAGGGCCAGUCGGAGAAGAGUGUUUGUGAGGAUGAGAAGGACCAGAAGACGGCGACAGACACAGCAUCUCUAGCGGAUGCGGGGAGGCGUGUCACUGCUCUGGAGGCGGAGCUGUGUGCGAAGGCUGGGGCGCUCAAGUCUAUCCAGAGCGAAAUGGUGCAAAGCAAGACGGAGCUCGCGGCCAAAGAGCUCGGCCUUCAGAAAGCCCGCCAUGAGCUCAGCAUGGCACACACACGCGUGGCCCAGGAGAGCGAACGGGCGUCAGGAGCAGAGCAAAGGCUGAAGCACCUCCUGGAGGAGCUGAAGUGUCAGAGGCAAAACGCAGAGAGCAGCCGUCUGCAACACCAACAACGCUGGAAGGAGCUGGAGAAACAACACCAGAGGGAUGUGACAGAGCUUCAAAGGGAGAGGCAGUGUCUGGAAAAGCAGCAUCAGCAGGAGGUGAAUAAGCUCAACGUGGAGCUCCAGCAGGCCAGGACGCUGCACAACGCCCUGCAGGCUCAGGCUGACAAGCUGUCCAUACAGAAGCAGGAGCUGAACAAAGAGCUGGACACUCUGAAAGAGAAACUGAAGUGGACGCAGGGACAGCUGCAGGAGAGCCAGAAGAAAGAGGCACAGACACAAGCCAAGCUGACGGAAGCUCUGCGGGAGGCUGAGGGUGUGGCAGUGACUCUGGAGCAGAGCAGGAAGAGAGAGCGAGCUCUGGAGGAGGUGGGGAGGACGCUGGCCGAGGAGCGAGUCGACGCCCUCCGUCUCAUCAAAGAACUGCAGGAGCAAAAAGCCGUCCCAGCAGCCCCUCUACAGCCUGUCCAGUUGUGCCCCGUUGGGAAAAGUUUCUCCCCUCAACCAUCUUACUCUCCUGCUUCUCAACCUUCACCUCACGUCAAGAGGUCCAGUGUCACCGCGCUACCCGAGCAGAAGGGCGAAGAGGACGUGGAUGUGGAUAAGAGGAGGACUGAGAUGGCAGCAUCUUACCCAUCUGACCGAGAGCCGGGAGAAGGCUCCGAACACGUCACUGACCGUAUCGCCCCAGAAUCUGAGAGUUUGCCAAGGGGAGGACACGGAAGUAACGAGGCGGUGGAUAGAAGUGGAAAUGAGGGCACAGACGGGGACACCUCUGGGACAAACAAGCACUCCACACUUGAUCAAGUGCUCUCCACUUCCUCUCGUUCUGCUGCCAGCACGCCCACCAACAGGUCUGUGGUCUGUGAUCGUUGCGAGGCCUCUGAUGACCUCAAGAGGGAGAAUGCCGCACUGCGCUCAGAGCUACAUGAUUCACGCGAAGAACUGCAGAAACGGCUCCAGGACCUGGAAGCCCAACGACGGGCCGAGACCGAAGCCAGGACCCGGCUGAAACAACUCGGCCGCAAAUGUUCUAGCGCGGCUGUUGAGAAGACGGAGCAGGACAAGGAAUGGAGGGCACAGCUAGAGGCGGAGAGGGCGGAGACUGAGAAGUUGAGGAAGGCCAUGGCUGCUUUGCAGGCGGAGAUAACAAGAGGAUGGGAGGAACGGGACAAGAGGGAGAGCGAGGAGCAAAACAAUGCACUAGAAAACCGGGAGAGUGAAAUGAUAGAACUGAAUAUCCAGAUGAAGCAGCAGCUGGCGGAGAUAAAGGCACAGCUGGCCUUAGAGAAAGAAGAGCGAAAGAGAGCGGAAGAGGAGAGGAACAAAGUUACGGCCACGGACAUCGACGUAAAGAAAGAGCAGAGUACGAAACUGGAAGAUCUUAAAGCCGAGUUGAAACAACUGAAAAGCCGCAGAGAAGAAUGCUCACUGGGAGAGGAGAAACGCCCAUUUGCCGACAGCCCGCUGACAUACUUUGACCUCCGCGGCGACGAGCUCAACUCCAACGUUGUUCGCUGCGACAACAAGCUCCUCCCCUCCCCAGAGCGGCACCUCCUCUUCUGCCAGUCCACCAACCAACGCAACAUGCUCGUUUCUCAGGCCACAGCAGAUUUAGUCCAGGAUCCUGAGCUCCCCUCUCCGUCAGACGACGGGCAGACCGGUGUGAUCACCUCUGACAGACAGAACUACGUGGGAGGGUCUCCCCUCCCUCACCUCCAAAAGGUGGAGCCUGCCUCGGCGGACUUGGCCAAAGAGGUGUUGCGGCUGCAGAAUGAGAAGACAAAGGAGGCCGAACGUGCUCACCAGUACCAGGUGAAGCUGGAGGGUCUGCAGAGCCAGGUGACACGUCAGACAAAGCAGCUAACCAUGGCCUUUGAGAAGCAGAGUCAGCACAUCUCUGGUCUUCUAGUUGAGCUACAAGGGCAGGAGAGUGCGUUCCUCGUCCAGGGAGAGGAACUGCAGCGCUACAAGCAAGAGCUGGCUGCAUUCAAGGCCAAUAAAGAGGCGGAGGAGAGGAAAAGAGAGGAGGAAAUGAUGAUUAAGGAGGUGGAGGAUGGAGAACAAAAGGAAGUGACACAAUAUGAGAUAACGGUGGAUAUCCCAGGGCUUCAGUCAAUGCAGGAAAAAGAGUCUCCUGUCCCAGUCCUCACUGCAAACUCCCUAGAAGACAGCGGCUAUGAUGCACAAAGAAGUCAACUAGAGAUUGUGACAGCUGACGCAGAAAUACCAGAGCCUUUUAGUAACGAAUCAGACGUGGAAGCCCUAAGGACAGGGGACCGGCGUCCAGCCUCUCAGGACAGGACUCUCAGCAACCACAGCUCUGCUGAAGAUGCAGCCUCAGCAGACAUGGAUGCAGAACUCCUCGCCCUCCGACAGGAGAUUCGGCUGCUGAAGCAAUUGGUGGGGGGCGUGGCCCCCUCAGGCCCCUCAGCCCCCGGGACCCCGGCGUUACACACAGACAGUGGGAAACAAGAAGACUCGGUGGAGCAGAGCCACAACACAGGAAGUGCUGCUCUGUCCUGCUCUGCGGAGCGAAGUUCACAGAGUGUGCCGGAUAAUAUCGGCACUGACGCACGACAGCCGCUGCCUCAGGAUGUGGGGAGGAUGAAAGAUGAAGGAGAUUUAGCAAUGGAAAAUUGGAGGACUACCAAGGCCGAAGAAGAGCUGGAGUCGGUGCCUGAACUUCAGAUCAAGCGGCUACAGCAGCAGGUGGAGGAGCUGCAGAGGAGCUUGCGGUCUCUCUCUGCAGAGACCGAGCUGCAGGCCGAGGAGCUCGUCAGGUGGAGACUGUCCGCCCAACCGGCCCCAGCGUUCGACCAGUCGCUUCCCAACCCAGACAACCAGAAUGAGACCCGGGACCAGAUCCCUGCCGUCACGCAGCCCCAGUGGAACCAGUGGCCGGCCGCUGAGAAGAACCGGCGCCGGGCUCAGACCGCUGAGGAGAGCUUUGGCAUCGUGUCAGUGGUCAGAGAAGAUGAGCUGUUCGUCUCCUGCUCCUCCGGCACACUGCAGGGCCGCUUGUUGUCCUCCAGACUUCAGAACAGCAAACUCCCCGAAGAAAAGACUCUCAAUCCGUCUGAAAAGACGUUUCAGGAAUGUGAUCAGAUUGUCCAGGAAUCAGAAAAAGAAAACCACGAGUUCUCCGUGUUGCAUCAGUUGAAUACCUGUCAAACGCUCCAAGAGAAGAGAGACACGGAAGUUAUCCAAAUGUUAUCUGAGAAAGCCGGUCAACCACAUGCCACCAAAGAUUCCAUCAAAGUCUCAAGACCAAAGCAGUCCAAAUUGGCCGAGUGUUCCACAGGAAGUCCUGAGUCCGUAUCUGAUGCCCCCAGAGCCCCAGAUGAUCACAAACCAACACGAGAUUCUUCAGACAAAGACGUCCGGACGGAAAUGAGAAGCGUCGGCAGUCAAACGGAGGAGAGUUUGUCUCCCCGCCGCGCUCCCACAACCUCUGACCUCCGCUGUGCGUACACGCAGACUGAGGAGAACGAGCAGGAAGACCUAGUGGACCCCCCUCCGGUCUCCGCCGCCGCAUCAUCGGAGGGGGCGGAGCUACGAGACGUGUUUUUGGGCUCCUUCCCCAUCCCGGCUGAUCCGGCCCGUCUGGCUGAAAGAAUCCGUCGCAACAGAACUCAGCUUUCCGCCGCCUUUGACGACACCGAGUAUGAACCUUAUGGCCUGCCGGACGUUGUCAUGAAAGGAUUUGCUGAUAUCCCCAGUGGGCCCUCGUGUCCCUACAUUGUGAGAAGAGGCUUGUUGGGGACAACCGUCGUCCCCGUUGCUCCGAAAGACCAGAGACAUGAGGAGGAGACGGAUUAAAGUACAGCAGCAGGUUUUUGUAUAUUUGUCCGCUGCAGAUCUGCUGGAAAGACCAAAUCACUGCAGCGGGACAAAGAACCUCACUGAUGGACGUCGCAGCAACUCGAGCGCUUUAAACAAACUGCACCGAAUAAACACUUCCACUGUGGACGUGAAAUGUCUUAAUGGUCCCAGUCAGUCCACUCACUGCUGCGUGGAGCCGUUGCUGUCCGUCACAAUGUCGUCCCUGUACACCCCCGUGUUUGUUUAGGCACAGAGGGAAGGAUUUGGGGAUGUUUUUUGCUAUUUAUUUGACGUUUACAACCACUUUUCCAAAGGGAUUGUUUAGUUCCAAGUGUCUCUGCAUUAACGUUCGGCUGUAGCUUCAGACUUUGACUGAAACGGUGCCUAGCUGACGCUUUUCCAAACAUGUGCUUGUCAAGAUAAGUUUGAUGUGUUUUCCAAAAGAGUGAAGCCAAGAGAGGCCUGUUAGUAAAAAUGUGAUCUAUGUUUUUUUUUUUUUUUUUCUUCUUUUCAAUCCCUGACGAGGUUUAUUUAUGGAUUGAAUGGGUUUUGUUUGAAGGCUGAUAUUUACAAAAACAACCGUGUGAAAGCUGUGUGUGUCUGAGAGAAUUAGCUGUGAACAGACGUGUGUGUGUGCGUCUCCUCAUCUUGACGUUACCGUUUGUAUAUGUGUGUGUUUUGGAGGGGAGGGGGGGGGGGAUCGUCGGACGUCUAUGACUCAGUCUAACCUGUGCUGGUUUCCGCUCCAUGUACGGUGAAACACGGCGCUGCCUCUCCUCCUCCUCCUCCUGCUCCUGCUGUGCCUCUGUGUUCCACUGAGGAGAACUCUGUAGUUGAAUUUACUCCACAAAUCAUUUGAAGCUUUUUUUGGCGUUAUUAUUUUUAAUUUAUUUGAGCGACAGCUUUUGGUUCUUGCACAUUUGUUACUGUGCCAUAGACGACAUCAGCCCACGUGCACUGUACGUGCGCGUGGAGUUUGGAUCGCACCACUUUGUUUUGCUUCAAAGAUUUGUCCCUUUUAGUUAAAGGGUUUAAUAGGGUUUGUUUGUUCAAUAGUGGUUAGAGGCUCAUAUGAGAAGUAAGCAGUCUGGGUUCAUCCCCGUUGACGCCGGACGGUGGUGCAGCGACAUGUUUGGUGGAGAAGUUUGGUGACGUAGUGACUCGCAGGGAUUUUGUAGCAAGGAAGUGACAAUAGAUGCGAUUAGCUGGGUCGCUAUUCGCUGAAUGCAGGUAUCGGACAACAGUAGAAGGUACAAACAAGCGUCUCGUCCAAACAUCGGCCACCAGGACGGACUUUAGAUGAACGUGAACCGACCAAUAGUCCGUGUUUACUGGAUGGAGGGAAACUGAAGUGUGGGUUGAUUCAAAAACACUGAAAUUAUACUGAGCAUUAAAUCUGUGAACACACAUCGGUUUGUGUGUGUUGUUUUGAAACGUACUUGAAGUGAAAACGUUCUUUAAAGCCUUGCUGAGCUUUCUAUUGGUACCUUUUUAGAGAUUAUUUAAGUGUUUUUUGACAUAUUUGUGAUGAGUGUGGCUCGAAUAGUUUUAUUUAUCCAUCUCUUCAUGUUUACACUUUAUUUGUGGUGAAGUUGUUCUCAUUCGGCCCGACUUGUUAAUUCAGUCAGAACAGCGUGUACCCGAUGCCGUUGCCUUUUAUUUGCCAUGCUACACACACACACUCGCACACUCCCCCUCCCUAUCGGCUGCCUUCAUAUCUCUGGGAUCUGUAGUCUUUUUCCAGUGAAGACCUCGCUGUGUAUUUUCUGUUGUAGACACUUUCACUUGAAUCUCCCUGCUUUGUGUAAGCGGCUUCAAUAAAAGGCUCAUAAUUUA